This is a messenger RNA of Monopterus albus (swamp eel), 4553 nucleotides long. It is a transcript of the gene usp38, whose product is annotated as ubiquitin specific peptidase 38. Gene Ontology annotation, molecular function: cysteine-type deubiquitinase activity. The transcript is spliced from 11 exons. Gene Ontology annotation, cellular component: nucleus; cytosol. Lineage: Eukaryota; Metazoa; Chordata; Actinopteri; Synbranchiformes; Synbranchidae. The record is from RefSeq and is a predicted model, not a curated record. Gene Ontology annotation, biological process: protein deubiquitination; ubiquitin-dependent protein catabolic process. The coding region runs from base 333 to 3446 and encodes 1037 amino acids.
GCGUAAAUUGCUUCACACAAAGGUCCUACAGGCAUCUCUGCUCUUAGAAAUGACGUUAGUGGAGGGUUAAUCAGCUGAUGAGCGAUGAAAUAAACCAAAACAACACGGUUUUAUCUCUCAAGGGACGCUUAACUCUGACCGAUACUUGAGAGUAUUCUGGUCGGACACUGUUGACAUGUUUUAUUUGGGUAAGCGCAGAUAGCAGAGCAUCUGUAACGCGCUAAUCGUUACAUGUCGGUAUUUAUGCUAAGUCAGUUCCACCGAAUGUUAACGUUAUUCGGGUAACCUCGGGCCUGUUUGGAUGUUUUGUUCAUCUUUAUUGGACUGUCAUCAUGGACAAGAUUUUGGAGGGCCUUGUGAGCUCCGAUCACUCUAUUUUUGUGAAGAGGGCCAUUGUGAAGAAGGUAGUGGAAGCAGCAGAGAAAGAGAUGACAGAGGAGCAGUGUCAGGCACUGUUUACUCUCACCACCCGCCUCAUCUUACUUGGUGAAGAUGCCUUCCAGAAGCAGAUUGGCGUCCAAGUUUUGGAAGCGUAUGCACGCUAUCACCGCCCAGAGUUUGAGUGUUUUUUCAAUAAAGAGUUGGUCCUUGGGCUUUUACAGCAGGGCUAUGGCCAGCUGGACCGCAAAGACCCAGCCAUAAUAGACUACAUUCAUUGCUGCUUGCGGCUGAUCAUCAGCUGCCCCUCAGUGCUGGAGAUCUUCAGUGUGAUCCAGGUGGAGGUAUUGAGGAUGGUGUGUGAACGUCCAGAGCCAGCUCUCUGUGCCCGCCUGAGCAGUUUGCUGUCCGACUUUGUGCAGUGCAUACCGAGAGACAAGUCGGGUGUUUUGUUCUGUCAGCAGCUGGUGAGGACCAUCAGUUAUUUUCACUGCUUUGCCAGCCAGGAGCGGGAGCUCAGAGAGUAUGUAGGUCAGGUGACCAAGGUUAGCACACUUCUGCAGAACAUCUGGAAGGCUGACCCAGCCACACUGCUUCCCUCACUACAGGAAGUCUUUGCCAUUAUCUCUUCCACAGACCCCUCCUUUGACCCAUCCAUCGCCCUAGCCAGCCUGGUCCAGCACAUCCCCGUCCAGAUGAUCACAGUGCUUAUUAAAAGUCUCACCACAGACCAGAAUGUCAAAGAUGCAAACAUGACUAAAGCACUCUGCAGGAUGAUUGACUGGCUUUCUUGGCCUCUGGCUCAGCAUGUGGACACCUGGGUCAUCGCUCUACUGAAGGGACUUGCUGCAGUUCAGAAGUUUACUAUCCUUAUUGAUGUCACGCUGCUCAAGAUUGAACUGGUGUUCAGUCGUCUGUGGUACCCCAUAGUGCGGCCAGGAGCAUUAACUGUGCUCUCUCAUAUGCUGCUGAGCUUCCAGCACUCUCCAGAGGCCUUCCAUUUGGUUGUUCCACAUGUGGUACAUCUAGUCCAGUCAUUAAGGCCAGAUGGUCUCCCCACCAGUAGAACUUUCUUGCUGCAGUUCACUGAGCUCAUACACUGCAUGAUGUACCAAUACUCUGGCUUCCCUGACCUCUAUGACCAGAUAUUAGAGUCCAUCAAGGAUCUCCCAAAACCCGCAGAAGAAAAGAUAAAACUGGUGUUGAAUCAAAGUGCCUGGACAUCUCAGUCCAACUCAUUUGUCUCUGGUGUACUGAUGCAAGCUGGGAAGUCUGAGACAGGCAAGACAGGGCUGGUCAACCUGGGGAACACCUGCUAUAUGAACAGCAUCAUCCAGACCCUCUUUAUGGCAACAGAUUUCAGGAGGCAUGUUUUGUCAUUACAUCUAAAUGGUUCCAACACACUAAUGAAAAGGCUUCAGCUGCUUUUUGCUUUUCUUGCACACACUCAGAGGGCAGCAUAUGCUCCCAGAAACUUCUUGGAAGCAUCUCGGCCUCCCUGGUUCAAUGCGGGCUCACAGCAGGACUGUUCUGAGUAUCUCAGAUUUCUUUUGGACAGGUUACAUGAAGAGGAGAAAACACUUCAGGUCCUGGAAUCAGCUAAGCCAAAGGUUGCAUCCCCUGUUGACACAAGAAGCAAAGGUCAAACAGGUCAGACUUCUCCAGCAGAGGGUGAAGAGUCAUCUUUGACUCCUGCAGAAAGCAAACCUGGAUAUGAUGGCAGGACUUUGAUAGAAAGGAUGUUUGGUGGGAAGCUGAUCACAGGUAUUCAAUGUAUGCAGUGCAACUCCCUCUCUGAGAAGGAGGAGCCUUUUACGGAUCUUUCUUUGGCCUUUUGUCCUUUUUCCACCUCUCAGGAUGGCCCUCAACCUGAGGGGCCCUCAGAGGAGCCUAAGGUUCUCUGUCAGGGAUCUGUCAAUGGUGGCAGUGAAAUUCCUGAACCUGGCUCAGCCAAAGCCCUGGCUAACAGUGUCCAUGUUGUGCCAGUGACAAAUGAGCCUCCUCUCUCUGUGCCUGACCUGGUGAACUAUUUUCUGGCUCCAGAGAUCCUGGAUGGAGACAAUGCCUAUUUCUGUGAGAAGUGUGGCUCCCUCCAGCGGGCAGAGAAGACCAUGAAAGUGGUGUCAGCCCCCGAGUACUUGAUCCUCACCCUGCUGCGAUUCUCAUAUGAUGCUAAAUGCCAUGUCCGGAGGAAGAUUCUGGACAAUGUCACCAUCCCACCACUCAUGAGAUUUCCAGUCCAUGCCCCUUCACCACCUACACAAUGUUCCUCUUCUGCCUCUUCUCCUCUGCAAGUGGAUUCCCCUGAGAGCAGUGAGAAUCUGGCCAAGAAGCUCAAACCAUCUCAAAAAGAUGAGGAGGAAGAGGAGAAGGAGAGGAUAGAUGGAACAGAGCAGAUUACAAGAGGAGGAGAAAUAGCGGUCCAGUCAGUGCCCUACAUCCUAAGCUCGGUGGUGAUGCAUUCUGGUAUAUCAUCUGAGAGUGGCCACUACUACUCUUAUGGUUGUAACAUCAAUGGAGCAGAUGGAACACAGCAUCAAGCCAGUCACUUCGCCCUCAAGGAUGUGGGGAGUGGCCAAGCAGAGUGCAACCUCUCCACUUGUUCAGCUCUCUCACUCGAACCUGAACAAGGAGACACACCCCCUAAUAGCAGCCAGGAGGCAAGGGAUUGGCUGCUGUUUAAUGAUAGCAGAGUGACUUUCACUUCCUUCCAAUCAGUGCAAAAUAUUACUAAUCGCUUCCCCAAGGACACAGCUUAUGUUCUUAUGUACAGGAAACAGGAGCUACUUGGGCAGAACUCAAAUGGGGGACUGAUGGCAAAUGGAAUGAGACUGUGUGCUGAGCCUCCCCUGCAUAAAGAACUCCUGGAUGCUAUCAUCAAGGACAACAAGCUGUUUUUACAAGAACAGGAGCUCAAUGCUCGAACCCAGGCUCUCCAGGCCCCCUCAUCGUCUUGCUCAUUCAGGCCCAAUGGUUCAGAUGACAAUAACCCACCAGGGAGCUGUGGUCCAUCUGGUGGAGGAGGAGGGGGAGGUGGCUUCAAUACCAUUAGUAGACUGGUAUUCUGACAGGGAAAAAAUGCUGCAGGAAAACCAGAUGAACUGGCACUAAGGAAGUCCUCAACUGCUUCAUGAAUGAGCCUGAACUGUCAAACCACAGAUGUGCAUAUAACCUCGUAAAAACAUUGAAACAAUCUAAGAACACGCACAUAGAGCACCUGUGCUUGUUCUGAUAAUAGAUUUGAUUUUGUCAAAUACAUUGGUUCACUCAUCAUUUAAUAUUUCAUUUAUUAGAUUAUUUCUAAGAUCUUGACAUUGUAAUCAUCCAUUAACCCUCUAGAUUUCAAAACCUGAGGUGCAAAUAUUCAUUGGUGCAAAUGUAUUCUCUCCCUUAAAUAAAAUAAUUAUAGCUAAAUAUAAUUUGAUAUUAUAGAAGUUACAUCAAUAACCAUUAGUUUCCUAGUAAGUGUUUACAUUUUGUUACAUUUUACAUUGAUAAAAAUGUGAAACCGGUUGAUUCUAGCACGUUAUUGCUAUUUGAUUUGUCGGAGCGUUUAUAUUACCUCACACAGAAACACACACACAAACGUAUGCAUGUGCAGUGCACAAUAGACAAGAAAGCAUUCAGAUAUAAGAAACUUUUGAUUUAGAUUUUUCCUAGUUCUGAACACAGUUCACAAACCUUGUUCAUUUUUUUGAUUUGCAUGCAGCUUUUCUUCACAACGUGUGGAGUUUUUCAAGAUAUUUGAAUCUUUUUGGUCUGUGCUGUGGUGUUCUUUAGGUUUCAUAUCCCAUGCAAUAAGUGUACAUAAUGUAUUAUUUAAAUAUCAUCUCCAAAUAUUCUAUUUGAAUAAUCAUGGAAUACGAAAUGUAUAUGAAAGCUGAAAACUAUAUAUGGGCAUCCUCCAAGAUAAAGGCAUUUCAGAAUGAUUAUUUAAGCUGUUGUUUCAUGGUAAGUCAGUGUGGUGUACAGAGAACUAAACUGCAAACUACUCAUGUAAACAUAUUGAUAAUAAGUAACUAUUUGAUGGCAUAUUUAAAAUGUAUUUCUCUGAUUUGAGCAUUCAGGGAGAUUAUGUUCAUGCCAAUUUUAUGUGCCUUUUGAUAUUUCAUGCAGAUUUUUGAAGAGGAAUUUGUAUUUUACACCUCAGCUGUACUGUCUUAAUAUUCAUAAAG